AUGGUCAGGCCAGAUCACGCCAGAUGGUCAGGCCAGAUCACGCCAAAUGGUCAGGCCAGGUCACGCCAGAUGGUCAGGCCAGGUCACGCCAGAUGGUCAGGCCAGAUCACGCCAGAUGGUCAGGCCAGGUCACGCCAGAUGGUCAGGCCAGCUUUGCGUGGUGACGCUGGUCUCAGCUUCCUACAGUGUCCUCACUGGCAGUAUCGCUACGGUGACGGGACGAACGCUCGCUCCUCCAGGGCACCCAUUCUCACUCCCCUGGUGGACCACAUCCAGGACAACUACAACGACUACAGUCCCAACUACCCCUACAACUACCCAACAUACCCCAACAACUCGGACACUGCCUACGACACUCCAUACGAAGACUUCUACCAGGGCUUCGAGCCCAAUAACCUGGGCAACAACCCCACCUACCAAGACUACAACCCUAACUACCAAGGCUACGAUCCAAACUACCUAGGCUACAACCCCAAUGACCAAGACUACGACCCCGACAACGAUCCGUCUGGGGGAUAUUUGGAUUAUAACCCUAUCUUCACAUACACACGACCGGUAGUCUACAAACAGGGAUCAAACCUCGGGCCAGAAGGCGAAUUUGAUGGGACUACCGAAGUCAGGUCAGCAUACAAGGGCUACGACAACAACUACAGAACUAAGGUUGGACGUAAGAAGGACAAUCUUGGUGCUGAUGGCACUCUAGAUGGGUCUACAGAACAUCAGGAUAAGUACCAAACAUAUGCCACCUACCGCCCAGUUGUAUAUAAACAAGGUUCGAACCUUGCCCCUGAGGGAGACUUUGGUGAGCUUACAGAAACUCAUGAUCAGCACCGUCAAUUUGAAUACCAGCGGCCAGUAGUGCAGAGGCAAGGAGCAAACCUCAACGCUGAAGGAAACUUUGAUGAAGAUACUGAAUACGGAGCAGAAUACUACAAGAAAGACUCAGAUAGGCUAACAAGAUGGAAAAGAGCAGGAGAUAAUCUUAAGCAAGAAGGAGAGUUUGGUGAGAUUACAGAGACUCACGACAGACACCGUGAGUUUGCUGCCCAAAGACCAGUGGUUCAACACCAAGGAGCUAAUCUUUCUACAGAGGGUAAAUUUGCCACAGACACAGAGUAUGACAAAGAGUUCUACCAGAAAGACGCCACUAAACGCACUACCAAAAGGAAAACAGACAGCCUAAAACCUAAAGGCGACUUUGGUGAGGUGACAGAAACACAGGACAAGCACCGCAAGUUUGAAGCUAAACGUCCUGUAGCGAAGAGGCAAGGCGCUAAUCUCUUAACUGAGGGAGAAUUUGAAGAUGAUACAGAGUACGUUGAUCAAUAUUAUGGGAAAGGUUCCGAGAAGCGUAUCUCAAAGAAAACCAAUGAUAAUUUGAAACAAGAGGGAAACUUUGGUGAAGUGACAGAAAAACAAGACAAACACCGCAAGUUUAACACCCAACGCCCUGUAGUUUAUCACCAAGGAGCUAACCUAGCAACCGAAGGAAACUUCACAAAUGAUACAGAAUAUGACAAGGAGUUUGCUAAGAAGAACGCUCAAAAACGUAAGGGGAUAAAAUACACAGAUAAUCUGCAGCAAGAAGGUGAUCUCGACGAGGUCACAGAAACUCAUGAUAAACACCGCAAGUUUAACACCCAGCGCCCUGUAGUUUAUCACCAAGGAGCUAACCUAGCAACUGAAGGAAACUUUUCAAAUGAUACAGAAUAUGACAAAGAGUUUGCUAAGAAGAACGCUCAAAAACGUAAGGGGAUAAAAUACACAGAUAAUCUGCAGCAAGAAGGUGAUCUCGAUGAGGUCACAGAAACUCAUGAUAAACACCGCAAGUUUAACACCCAGCGCCCUGUAGUUUAUCACCAAGGAGCUAACCUAGCAACUGAAGGAAACUUUUCAAAUGAUACAGAAUAUGACAAAGAGUUUGCUAAGAAGAACGCUCAAAAACGUAAGGGGAUAAAAUACACAGAUAAUCUGCAGCAAGAAGGUGAUCUCGAUGAGGUCACAGAAACGCAUGACAAACACCGCAAGUUUAAGACAAAACGUCCUGUAGCCCACAGACAAGGUGAUAAUCUAUCAAAUGAGGGAGACUUUGAAGACGAUACGGAGUACAUUAAUCAGUACCAAGUAAAAGGUUCGGAGAGGCGCAUAUCAAAAAAAAACAGCGACAAUUUGAAACAGGAAGGCAACUUUGGUGAAGUGACAGAAACGCAGGACAAACACCGCAAGUUUAACACUCAGCGCCCUGUAGUUUAUCACCAAGGAGCUAACCUAGCAACCGAAGGAAACUUUUCAAAUGAUACAGAAUAUGACAAGGAGUUUGCUAAGAAGACAGCUCAAAAACGUAAGGGGAUAAAAUACACAGAUAAUCUGCAGCAAGAAGGCAAUUUCGGAGAGGUGACAGAGACCCACGACAAACACCGUAAAUUCAACAACCAGCGUCCAGUAGUUCAGAAAAAGGGGGCAUAUCUUUCAACUGAGGGGGAUUUUUUAGAUGAUACGGAAUACGCCAAACAGUACCACAACAAAGAUCCGAAUAAACGUAGCUCCAAAAGAAAUACUGACAAUCUGAAAGCGCAAGGAGAUUUUGGUGAGGUAACUGAAACAAAAGACAAGCACCGUAAGUUUGACACAAAACGUCCUAUAGUGAAAAGGCAAGAAGCUAAUCUAGCAGUUGAGGGUGAAUUUGAAGACGAUACCGAGUACGUUAAUCAGUAUCAAGUAAAAGGCUCUAAGAAGCGUAUUCCAUGGAAAACCAGUGACACUUUGAAACAAGAAGGAAACUUUGGUGAAGUGACAGAAAAGCAAGACAAACAUCGUAAGUUUAACGCCCAACGCCCUGUAGUCUAUCAUCAAGGAGCUAAUCUAGCAACCGAAGGAAACUUCUUAAAUGAUACGGAAUACGACAAGGAGUUUGCUAAAAAGGAAGCCCAAAAACGCAGAGAGAUAAAAUACAAAGAUAAUCUGCAACAAGAAGGACAAUUUGGUGAAGUUACAGAGACCCACGACAAAUACCGUAAGUUAAACACCCGGCGUCCUGUGUUUCAGAAACAGGAGUCACACCUUUCAAGUGAGGGGGAUUUUAUAGAUGAUACAGAAUAUGCCAAAGAGUACAAUAAAAAGCUCCUAGUAAGUACACUACCAAAAGAAGUACACACAACUUAAAGCCUCAAGAAAACUUUGGUGUGGUUAACAGACAGUACUGUCACCACAAGUACCAACACAAGUAUCACCACCACAAAUAUCAACACCACAGGUAUCAACACCACAAGUAC
Cherax quadricarinatus is the source of this 3272-nucleotide messenger RNA. RefSeq names its product titin homolog. Gene Ontology annotation, cellular component: cytoskeleton. The record is from RefSeq and is a predicted model, not a curated record. Gene Ontology annotation, molecular function: microtubule binding. NCBI's taxonomy places the organism in Eukaryota, Metazoa, Arthropoda, Malacostraca, Decapoda, Parastacidae.